AUGACAUUCAAUCGCAUCGCUGUAUAUGCCCAUCGGGGCUGGGCCAGCUCGGCCAUUGCGGGCGCCCUCGCUCAGUCAGGCGCACCCGUCAAGAUUCUUUAUCGUCCUGGCUCAAAUACCAAUGGUCUUCCUGGUACUUUUACAGCGGUGGAAGUCAACUUGGAAGAUCAACAGACUCUCAUAGCUGCGCUGAUUGAUAUCGAUAUCGUUAUCUCUCUCGUCGGUCGAGAGGACAUCGAAAAACAACAUGCCCUAAUCAAGGCCAUUCCUCACACCAAUGUCAAGCUAUUUGUUCCCUCCGAUCUUGCAUUCCGCUGCGACGAGAUGAGCUCUUUAGUACACGUCAAUCGUGUGAAAGAUGAAGUGGAACGCGCAGCUCGAGAAGCCGGCAUUCCGACCACGGUGAUCUUGCCAGGCUGUUUUGCCGAAUCGGGCUUGAAUACUGGUCUGCUCGGGGUGGAUGUUGCUGGCAAUAGGAUCAUCUUCAGUGGAAACAGCGAGAAUCAGAAAUCGACGUUUUGCACACGAGAAUAUGUUGCCGCUGGAUACGCAUCGAUUUUUGCGACAACUCCCAUAGCAGCGCUCCAGGACAAGCCGGCGAUCGGACUCGCCGAAGUCCAGGCCACAGGUGCCGAGGUCGCUAGUGCCCUCGAAAAGAAACACGGCUCCCCUCCUCAAAUCUAUCGACAUAGCUUAGAGGAAGUCGAGGGCCAGGUGAAACGGUCCUUUGAGGAAGGUCUCCCGCUUGGCCUAGCUUGGUACUGUCGCCGGGCUUGGGGAAUUGGUCAGUUGGCCACUGGCCUAGGAGAAGUAUAUGAAAUUCCAGGAUAUCAGAAAAAGACUUUAAAUGAUCUUAUUGUGAAGGGCUUACUCGCGCCUUACCGUGACUUUGGGCCUGAAGUGCGUGCGAUAGUGAAUAAAACCUUCUAUUGA
Penicillium macrosclerotiorum is the source of this 933-nucleotide messenger RNA. RefSeq names its product NmrA-like family protein. The transcript has 4 exons. The record is from RefSeq and is a predicted model, not a curated record. NCBI's taxonomy places the organism in Eukaryota, Fungi, Ascomycota, Eurotiomycetes, Eurotiales, Aspergillaceae. Bases 1 to 933 code for a protein of 310 amino acids.